Myripristis murdjan (pinecone soldierfish) is the source of this 672-nucleotide messenger RNA. RefSeq names its product C-reactive protein-like. The transcript has 3 exons. The record is from RefSeq and is a predicted model, not a curated record. Lineage: Eukaryota; Metazoa; Chordata; Actinopteri; Holocentriformes; Holocentridae. Bases 1 to 672 code for a protein of 223 amino acids.
AUGGAGAAGUUCUUGGUCCUGAUGGUGAUGUUUGCAACAUGUUGUGCAACGCCUCAAGAUCUCUCAGGCAAAAUGUUUGUGUUUCCAAAAGAGACCAACACAGCCCAUGUCAAACUACUGACAACUAAAACCGAAUUCAACGCUGUGACACUGUGCCUCAGAUUCUUCACAGAUCUUAGCAGGAACUACGGGCUCUUCUCCUUGUCAACUCCCACCCACAGCAAUGACUUUGUACUUUUCAAAAUAAAUUCAGGGGAUGUCAUUAGGAUACAUGCUCGAGACGGGGGCACAGACUUUUUAGCGCUGUCGUUCCCACCUAACACCUGGCACUCUAUGUGUGCCACCUGGGGCUCUGACACUGGGGUGGCUCAGCUGUGGGUGGAUGGCAAGCCGACAGUCAGAAGAUUCAUCCUCUCUGGGCAGCCCAUUACUGGAGCACCCAUCACCAUCCUUGGCCAAGAGCAGGACACUUAUGGUGGUAGUUUUGAUGCAAAUCAGGCCUUCAUUGGCAUGAUCACCAAAGUCCACAUGUGGGACUAUGUGCUCUCGCCCAGUGAGAUCAAGCGCUAUGUGAACGAUGAAAACUUCACCCCAGGGAAUGUGUUCAACUGGAGAGCCCUCGAAUUUGAGAUCACAGGGCAAGUAUUGGUGGAACAAAACCAGGAUGCAUAG